This is a messenger RNA of Sinocyclocheilus rhinocerous, 2230 nucleotides long. RefSeq names its product MAGUK p55 subfamily member 3-like. Lineage: Eukaryota; Metazoa; Chordata; Actinopteri; Cypriniformes; Cyprinidae. The record is from RefSeq and is a predicted model, not a curated record. Gene Ontology annotation, molecular function: protein binding. The transcript is spliced from 20 exons. Bases 114 to 1955 code for a protein of 613 amino acids.
CCGGAGGAAGAGUCACAGUGAAAGAAUCAGCAAGGCAACCGUCUGAGAACGACAGAUCCAGAGACAGAAAAAAGAGAGGAAGACGGAGUCAGAGCUCAACCCCUUCCUGAUCUAUGAAAGAAGCCAUGCCAGUCCUCUCUGCAGGAGCAGGGUUGCAUGAGACGCUUGCCCUGCUGACCUCACAGCUGCGUCCAGAUGCCAAUCACAAAGAGGACAUGGUCUUCCUCAAGGAUGUCUUCAGUGAGAGGAGUCUCAGCUACCUGAUGAAGAUCCAUGAGAAGUUGCGUCAGUAUGAAAGGCAGAGCCCCACCCCAGUUCUCCACAGUGCUUCCACUCUGGCAGAAGAUGUGGCAGAGGAGCUGCAAAGUGGACCAAUGAGUGCUGAGGAAAAAGAGCUGCUACAUUUGCUGACAUCACCACAUCUCCAGGCGGUUUUGUCAGUGCACGACACGGUGGCGCAGAAGAACUUUGACCCAGUGCUGCCUCCUCUGCCCGAUGACUUUGAGGAUGAGCUAGACGAGGAGUCUGUCAAGAUUGUCCGCCUAGUCAAAAACAAAGAGCCACUGGGUGCCACUAUUCGGCGGGAUGAGUCCACAGGGGCUGUGAUUGUGGCUCGGAUCAUGAAAGGAGGGGCUGCAGACAGGAGUGGUCUGGUGCAUGUCGGUGAUGAACUGAGAGAGGUCAACGGCAGCUCUGUAAUGCACAAGGGACCAGAUGAGAUCAGUCAACUGCUGUCUCAGUCACAAGGCUCUAUCACACUGAAGAUCAUCCCAGCAAUCCGAGAGGAGGACAAGCUGAAAGAGAGCAAGGUCUACAUGCGGGCGCUGUUUGAUUACACUCCAUUGGAGGACAAAGCCACACCGUGUCAGGAGGCAGGGCUUCCGUUUAAACGAGGAGACAUCCUGCAGGUGGUCAGUCAGGAUGAUCAGACGUGGUGGCAGGCCAAGAGAGUGGCAGACUGCAACCUGCGUGCAGGACUCGUCCCAUCCAAACAGUUUCAGGAGAGGCGGUUAGCCUACAGAAUAAAAAUGGGCUCCCUUCAAAGCUCCAAGUCUCCAAAAAAAGCUGUCUAUGACCAGGAAUGUGAUAAAGAAGACUGUGACUGUGAGGGCUAUUUCAAUGGACAGUACAUAGUGUCUUCGAAGUGUAAUGCAGUGGCUCCCUCCUGUGGCCAGGUGUUUUCCUGGGAGUUUUACUCAGCCGGUUUAAGGAGAAGUUUCCGUUUAAGUCGGAAGGAUCGUCGUGGUUCUUCAGGAGAGGCCAGUGUUUCUGACCAGAAUGACACCGAAUUCCUGACCUAUGAAGAAGUGACACGCUACCAGCAGAAGCCCAAUGAGAGACCCCGAUUAGUAGUUCUCAUUGGUUCUCUGGGAGCACGUAUCAAUGAGCUGAAGCAAAAAGUGAUAGCAGAAAAUCCCCAUCGCUACGCUGUGGCUGUGCCCCACACCACACGGCCCAAAAAGAGCCACGAGAAGGAGGGAGUGGAGUACCACUUUGUGACUAAACAGGUGUUUGAUGCAGAUGCACAGAAUGACAAAUUUAUAGAGUAUGGGGAGUAUAAAGAGAAUCUGUAUGGGACCAGUAUAGAGGCCAUCCGCUCUGUUCAAGCCAAGAACAAGAUGUGUCUGGUAGAUGUACAGCCCGAGGCUCUGAAGGCCCUACGGACAGCUGAAUUUAAGCCUUAUGUCAUUUUCGUAAAACCACGAAUCCCAGAGAGUCGCAGACGCCGCAGUGCCGCCACUUCGCCAGGAGGAGGUGAACAUGGGCGAAUAACAGAGGAGGACCUGCAGGAAAUGCAUCUGUCGGCGCAGCAGACAGAUCAACAGUACGGUCACCUAGUGGAUCGGGUCCUGAUUAAAGAGGACACUGCCAGUGCCUGCGCAGAACUACGUAGCAUCCUGGAGAGACUGGAGCGGGAGACCUUCUGGGUUCCUGUGAGCUGGGCCAAAGCCUAGGACCUCAGCUUUCUUUUCAGACUGUUGACCUACAUUUCCUCCGAUAGCUUCUUUUCUUCCGGUUGGACUGCACUGGGCUUGGCUUCUUUAAACGGUCCACCAUCUUUAAGAGGAGGCAUAAAGAGACCAAAUAAGACACUUGAAGGGUGUCUGUCUUAUUACAGAUUUGGUUUUCAGGCUGAGACAUGCAGGAACAUAAGCACUUAUUUUGGCAUGAAUGAUCUCAUUUAUUCUUGAAAGACAUUAGGUAUUUAUUAUUUGGCUUGUUAUUUCAU